Molecule: messenger RNA, 1158 nt
Organism: Drosophila suzukii
Lineage: Eukaryota; Metazoa; Arthropoda; Insecta; Diptera; Drosophilidae
Source: RefSeq, a predicted model, not a curated record
CAGAGCCUUCUGCACGAGGCCCGUCAGGUUGGCCAGCUGUCGUUCCAUGUGCUCCACACGAAUACGGUGCAAAUCUUCUGGCCUGCAAGUAGUGUUGAGUGCCGCUUAUUGGGCCACACAUCCGCUGGCACUGCAUCGCUCCAAUUGCGCAGCCAAGCCUAUGCAUCCGUCAUCGCAGUGCAGACACCGGAAUUGGAAUUGCUAUCGGAAUCCAAAUCCGAAUCCAAGUUGAAGUCGAAACGCGCUGGUCGCAACAACACUUAGCGCAGGGGAGCGUGAACCGAAAGAAUGCAGGCGUCCUCUCUUGCUGCGAUGCGACUUCGAUAUACCCUCUACCCCAUCACAUAUACAUAUCCCCCGAGCCAGAUCCCCUCCAGCUGGUGCCAAUAUACCCGUCGCUUCGCUGGGUAAUCGUUGGCACGCAAUGCCGGUGGUGAUGCCGGUGGUCCGCUUUCGCAGUCGUCAAUGGAAGGCAACUCGGAGCGGUGGCAGUGCAAGAACCAGUGCACCAAGAGAGCUUGCAGCCAAAACCAUGACUACCUGCAGUGUGGUCAGCACACCAGCGCGGUUUGCCAGCUGCCUGGUUAACUUUCAGAUGGACGAGCUGCUGCUGCUGCAGAAGUCAGUGAUGAGAAUGGAGGAGCAGGACAAGGCCAACAUGCCUAUUCCGAUGGCCACUGAAUGUCCGGAGCAGCAGGCGGAGACGGAUGGACCACCAUCGCAAUCGCAGCUGCCGGAGCGAAUGGCCUUGAUGGCUGCAGAUCGGGGUGAGCACGAUACCACCGGCUCCAGUGGUCCCUGGCACUCGCAUCCACAACCGCAUCCGACCUCCUGGAUGGAACCGAAGCCCUCCAAGUUGCAGACCCUGUUCCAGAUCAGCAUCACGGCCCUGGCCUUUCUCUCCUUCGGCGGCUAUCUGCUCUGCCUGAUCGUGCAGGCCAUCAAGAGCAAGGGCACCACCUACUUCCAUCCGGUGGCCACGGCCACCACCACCUCAUCCAAUGGCAAUGUGAAGCGCAUCAAGGUAUACCGGCGCAGCAAGCGCAAUUCUGCUGCGCCCAAGGAAACCGGCGCCUAUCUGCCCAACCUGCUGCAGCAGGACUACGCCUCAUACCGGAAAGCUGUGCGAAAUCGCGGAUGGAGAAUGCUCACCUAGUG